UCAAACCUGCAAACAUCAUGCUAGAUGAAGAAGGUCACAUUAAAAUCACAGAUUUCGGUCUAGCGAAGAUUAAUAUUUUCGGCAACAAGACCAUCACUGGCCGGGCAGGCACAAUGGGAUACAUUGCCCCGGAGAUCCUAAACAAUAGGGAAUAUACAGCAGCAGUAGACUGGUGGGCCCUUGGAAUUAUUAUCUUCAAAAUGGCCACCGGUGAGUCCCCAUUCUUGGAUGGAAGCGAUGAGGAGGAGCAUACUGACUCUGUCAUCUACGAAGAGCCUGUAUUUCCUCAGUGGCUUGACGAAGACCUGGUAGAUCUCCUAAAAAAGGUGAUAUAG
Xenopus tropicalis (tropical clawed frog) is the source of this 335-nucleotide messenger RNA. Its product is annotated as protein kinase C delta type. Gene Ontology annotation, molecular function: ATP binding. NCBI's taxonomy places the organism in Eukaryota, Metazoa, Chordata, Amphibia, Anura, Pipidae. The record is from RefSeq and is a predicted model, not a curated record. The transcript is spliced from 2 exons. Bases 18 to 335 code for a protein of 105 amino acids.